AUGGAGGCGGACUGGGACGAGCUAGCCAUCGCUCAACUGCCGCCCCCCGGACCACAUCUUCCCAAUGUGCCGAUAUCGACAUUCGCAUUCGACACGACGCAAGAACUAUUAUGGACAGGCAACAACCAAGGGCGCGUCACGUCCUUUUACGGCCCUCAUCUCGAACGCUAUACCUCGUACCGCGGACAUGCGCCUCCCGAUGGCCCUGUCAAGCAAUUUCUCUUCACGGAGAAGGGCAUUCUUUCUAUCUCUAAGAACAGCGUCCACUACUCCCAUCGCCGCGGGCUCACACAAUGGCACCUGACGAGCGCCGAGUUCAAAGACAUGAAAUGCAUGAACUUCACGUCGAAGGGUACGCGCGAGAUUCUGGUCGCAGGAUGCCAGGAGCAAAUGUUCAAAGUGGACGUGGAAAAAGGCAUCAUCACGCAUACGCUUCCUGCCGAGGCUCAGUAUACUAUCAUGAAGCGCGCUGGGCAAUAUCUGUGUGCUGCGACUAAGAAUGGUGGUAUUCACAUCUUGGACUCGAACUCGCUUUCCGUCAUCAAAGUCUUCGAAGGACACACUGGUAGCAUCAGCGACAUGGACGCUAAGGGCGACUUUCUCGCAACAUGUGGCUGGUCUCCUCGACAACAGUAUGCGUACAUGCUGGACCCAUUCACCAACGUCUUUUCCUUGAAAACGCUAAAACAGCUACCUCCCAUUCCAUUUCACACGGGUGCUGCAUUCGUACGCAUGCAUCCCCGCAUGUCGACUACGGCCUUUAUAGCAUCGCAAAACGGCCAGAUGCAGGUCAUCGACCUCAUGAACCCAGACUCAGCCAACCUCCGACAGUUGAACUUCUAUGAAUCUUAUCUGACUGGCUUCGAAAUGGCACCCUCUGGUGAAGCCAUCGCGCUGGCAGACUCAAACUCUCAAAUUCACCUCUGGGGUUCGCCAACUAAGGUGCAUUUCCCAGAAUACAGUAACCCAACAGAGACCGCAGACCAUAACGCCCAACCGCCGCCACAGAUGGAUUGGAAUCCUGAUACGCCUCUGAGCACUGUUGGCAUGCCGUAUUACAAGGAACAGCUGCUGUCGAGCUGGCCUAGUCAUCUGAUUUUUGAAGUCGGCGCUCCCCCACCGAAGAUUGAUAGUGGCAUACUCAACAAUAUGACACGCACCGAAAUUGGGUUCUUUGCCAAGAACCCUAGAACCAAGCGCAGGAACCAAGCUGAAGUAACACGGCAGGUGGACAGAGUCAGCGAGUCGCUGUCCGCGCCCAAGUUUCUGAGCGAGAAGACCCGAGCUUCGCAGUCUUUUACCGAACCAGACGCCAAAGCCUCAGAGACCAUGGAGACCUUGACUGACUUGCAUCUCGAUGACGUUACGCGCAAAGAUGUUCCUGCCAUGUAUGGGAACGUAGAAAUCAAGUAUAGCAAGUUCGGCGUCGAUGACUUCGACUUUGCAUACUACAACCAAACACCUCAUUCUGGCCUGGAGACACACAUCACCAACUCCUACGCUAACCCCCUUCUGCAACUCUUCCGCUUCACGCCGUUGUUGCGGAAUCUUGCGUUGCAACACACUGCUUCACCGUGUCUUUUCGAGUCAUGUCUCCUUUGUGAGCUAGGCUUCCUUAUCGACAUGCUCGAAAAAGCGGCUGGGCUCAAUUGCCAGGCAUCCAAUUUUCUGAAGACUUUUAGUGGCCUCUCGAAUGCAGUUUCACUGAACCUACUCGAAGAGUUCGCGCCUAAUGUUGCGCUCACCAGCAUGAUCCAAAAUCUCAAUCGCUUCCUACUCGAAAAGGUUUCGGAGGAGUUCCGACAAAUGCUGCCAGGUCACACUGGGCCGUCAGCCAUGGAUCAAGUGUUGGAAACUCAGGCGAAGGCCAGCAUGAGAUGUGCACAAUGCAACAACGAGACCAUUCGUGGAGGCAAAAAUUUCGUCAAUGAGCUCGUAUAUCCAGCGAAGCACGUCAUGAAAAAUACACGGAUACCACGUCCCACCUUCUCGCAAAUCUUGAAAGCUAGCGUCGAGCGACAGGAUCAGACUAGGGGCUGGUGCACCAAGUGCAAUCGGUAUCAACAGAUGGUACAGCGGAAGACGAUACAGUCGAUCCCUGGAGUGUUGAUGCUCAAUGCCGCCAUACAAAGCCACGAAGCGAAGCUAUUGUGGUCAAUACCCAAUUGGCUUCCACAAGAGAUCGGGAUCAUAGUAGAUCAAGGUCAAUUCUACUGUUUCGAAGGCCAAGACCUGAAGCUACACUUGCAACGCGGAGUACACCAGAUCAUGGUGUAUGAGCUUGUCGGAGUGGUCGCAGACAUCAACAGUGGCGAGCAUCAGAAGCCUCAUCUGGUAGCGACUAUCAACACUGCACCGUCUUCACGAGAAGAAGAUCUGGAGGACAGAUGGCAUUUGUUCAACGACUUUUUGGUGAGACCGAUACCGAAAGAAGAGGCUCUGCGUUUCGAGCCGAGUUGGAAGCUUCCAUCAGUCCUUACCUUCCAGCUAAAGUCUGCUCGCAACAAAAUCGACGACUCGUGGAAAGAGAACCUCGACACUUCCAUACUCUACAGAUGGUGGUCGUCCAAUCCAACGCCUCCAGAAACGAAGUUCAAGCUACUCCAACACUCAUCCGAAGAGCCGCGCCCCGGCUACCCCGUCGCCAUCGACGCCGAAUUCAUCCGCCUCCAAGCCGAAGAGAUUGAAAUGAAAGCAGACGGGACCCGCCAGACCAUUCGUCCCGACCGCAAAGGUCUAGCCCGUGUCUCCGUCUGCCGCGGCGAAGGCGAGCAAGCCGGCCUUCCCUUUAUCGACGACUACAUCGCCGUAACCGAAACCGUAGUCGAUUACCUCACCGAAUGGUCCGGUAUCUCCCCCGGCGACCUCAGCCGAGAAACCUCCCCCCACGCCCCCGUCUCCCUAAAACACGCGUACAAGAAACUUUGGCUCCUGCUCAACCUUGGCUGCGUCUUCGUCGGGCACUCCCUCGCCAACGAUUUCCGUACUAUCAAUAUUCAUGUGCCCAAGAACCAGGUUGUGGAUACGAGUCAUUUGUGGUUCAAACCGGACUUUAAGCGGAAGUUGAACCUGAAGUUUUUGGCCUGGUGUGUACUGAAAGAGAGUAUUCAGCAGGAGACGCAUGAUUCUAUUGAGGAUGCGACGACGGCGUUGAAACUUUGGAGGAAGUGGCAAGAGUUUGAUGAUGCGGGAGUGCUGGAGCAAAUGUUGAAUGAUGUCUAUGCUAAGGGAAGUUUGGUCGGGUUCAAGGCACCGGGGAGUGGGGGGAGAGUUGGUGGAAACGGGGGCAGGGUGGUCGAAGUAGGGUUGUGA
This is a messenger RNA of Alternaria atra, 3312 nucleotides long. RefSeq lists its product as uncharacterized. Gene Ontology annotation, molecular function: nucleic acid binding; protein binding; poly(A)-specific ribonuclease activity. The transcript has 7 exons. The record is from RefSeq and is a predicted model, not a curated record. Bases 1 to 3312 code for a protein of 1103 amino acids. Gene Ontology annotation, biological process: mRNA processing; nuclear-transcribed mRNA poly(A) tail shortening. Gene Ontology annotation, cellular component: PAN complex; P-body. Lineage: Eukaryota; Fungi; Ascomycota; Dothideomycetes; Pleosporales; Pleosporaceae.